CGCCCGCCGUGUCCAUGGAGAGAGGUUGAGGUGGCCGAGCUCCGGCCCAAGGCAUCGGGGCGCCGGAACGGCGAGAAUGUCGGCUUCGUUAGUCCGGGCCACUGUCCGGGCUGUGAGCAAGAGGAAGCUGCAGCCCACCCGGGCCGCCCUCACCCUGCAAAAAAUGAAAAUUGCCUGGGGAAUGACUAAGGAAAUGCAGUAUUGAGGAUGGAAAGUUUCUGCUACAAGGAAUAGAAAUGCUAUGGUAUUGGAUAAAGUAAAAACACCUUCAGCAGUAAACAAGAUAAAACAGCUUCUUAAAGAUAAGCCUGAACACGUUGGUGUGAAAGUUGGUGUCCGAACCAGGGGUUGUAAUGGCCUUUCCUACACUCUGGAAUAUACAAAGACAAAAGGAGACUCUGAUGAAGAAGUUGUUCAAGAUGGAGUCAGAGUGUUCAUCGAGAAGAAAGCACAGCUAACACUUUUAGGAACAGAAAUGGACUAUGUUGAAGACAAAUUAUCCAGUGAGUUUGUGUUCAAUAACCCAAACAUCAAAGGAACGUGUGGCUGUGGAGAAAGCUUUAAUAUUUGACUCCUCAAGACUGCUCGGGCUGUAGGCCCCAGGAGAGCUGUGGAAGCUUUAGGGCUUAUUGAAGAAGUCAUAGGACUGUCGCAUGCUUAAGGUUUGUAAUGUAUGGCUGCCUUACAAGGAAAAUAAAAUGAUGCAUUUGAAAAUGAAG
Molecule: messenger RNA, 719 nt
Organism: Kogia breviceps (pygmy sperm whale)
Lineage: Eukaryota; Metazoa; Chordata; Mammalia; Artiodactyla; Physeteridae
Source: RefSeq, a predicted model, not a curated record